AUGCCGAAAGUCCAACGUACGAAAGCAAAACGGAAGACCGAACGGUCAACUGGGGAAAAUCAAGAAAGGGCAUUUAUUGCUGCCUCUAGGCGCCUAGAUCGAUCCCUUGAAGCUCGUUUCGAAUCCGCGCAAAAAGCGUCAACGUGCCACAAGAUUCGUACGGGCCGAGGACUGCGGAUCACCCGAGAAGCAGUAAAAAACGAAGAAAUGUAUGAGGAAGAAGAAGAUAACUUUCAUCGACAAAGGAUGCGGAACUUAGAGACCCAAAAUGAUAAACUCGAUAUGCAGUUGAACAUGCAUCCCUCAUACUUCACUUCAGGCCACCGGUUUAUGGGGUCUCCGUAUUACUCUGGCCCCAGUCCGUACCUAUCUCGGGGCUAUGAAAAUGGCGCUCCUAGCACACCUCAGUGGUACCAGGCACCCCGUUACAUGAAUCCAUACGGCGAAGCUUCCCGCAGUGUACCGCCAUAUGCACCAACAGAUUCAUGGAUUCAACCUCAAUCCAAUACAAGAUCUAUGUCUUACCCGUCGGUCGCACUCCCCCCAAAUGCCCAUGGCGCAAAUCUGCCAGGCAUGAGUCAACCGAUCGAAUCUUCUUUCCCAGCACAACGUUCAUUGUCAGCUUCGUCAGCCAAUGUAGAGGUUACGCCUGGUGCUACUUGGCCCCAAACGCCAGACCCGUACUCUCGCUCAAUCUCUCGGAGAAUGUUCUACGCGACGCUGCCAAAUACCCCACACGCAAAGCCAAAGCGACGACGUGCUGACCGGGCUGUUCAGCGUAUGGGGUACCAAUAUGGCUCUUUCAACGAAGAAGCAAUGCAUAAUGUGCCUGCAGCUCAGUCCCAAAUUCGGCGUUACAGUGCCCCACAGGUCCACCCGAUGGAGCAGAUGGUUUCGGGAAGCGCAUCAGCCGCUGCGGGUACAAUGAGCAGACCGGCAUUCGAUACGUCCCUUAGCAAUAGUUACUUCUACGGCCAGACAGUAAUGUGGAAUCCUUACAGCGAAUGGCACAACUCAUUCCGCCCUGACACUCGGGAGAUCACAGCGCAACCCGGUGCGAUGGUGGCCCCGCACGGCAACCAUAUUAACAGUGUGGCACCAGAAGCAUUAGCUCACCAACAAGGUGGAGAAGCAUCGAGAUGUUCAACAACUGGUUCGGUUUCCAGCGAGUUGACCGUACAACCAUCGACGUUCGUUUCACAGCCAUCGAGGAUCGACCAUACUUCUGGAUCAACCUCAAUUGCGUCUCAUUCUGAAAGCCCUGGACUGCGAAAUACAGAUGUGGAGCCAAUUGCACAGAAUAGUGCAGACAGUGGACCUUUGCAGGAGCCUACAGCCAAUAUUGACACUAAUGCACAAUCUAAUUCGGUCGAACCAGCUGCUGAAACUGAGUCGUCAAAUAACUUCAGUACGGAGUUUCUAUCUGAGGCUGCAACACCCUUGAACGAAAAUUCGCAAGAAUCCGAUAUAGGCUUGCCUGAGCUGGUGGCUCCGGAUUUGAUCGAAGAUUCUGCAGCUGAGUCAGCACUAGAUGUCUCCGCCGAUUUGGCACCCGAGUUGGAUAGCUCUGAAGUCCGGUUUCGCUGUCGAGGGUCGCUAGAUCCCAUCACUGGCACGGAAGUCUCUGACGAUAUAUGGCAAGAAUGUUUCAAUAAUGGGUUCUGGAAACCCGACAGCUUCGAUAACUCGGCGUUCAUGCCUGCGAACUCGGCCGACGAGUGA
Molecule: messenger RNA, 1722 nt
Organism: Uncinocarpus reesii 1704
Lineage: Eukaryota; Fungi; Ascomycota; Eurotiomycetes; Onygenales; Onygenaceae
Exons: 2
Coding region: 1-1722 (573 amino acids)
Source: RefSeq, a predicted model, not a curated record